Molecule: messenger RNA, 1446 nt
Organism: Cottoperca gobio
Lineage: Eukaryota; Metazoa; Chordata; Actinopteri; Perciformes; Bovichtidae
Product: glycine N-acyltransferase-like protein 3
Exons: 5
Coding region: 606-1424 (272 amino acids)
Cellular component (GO): mitochondrion
Molecular function (GO): glycine N-acyltransferase activity
Source: RefSeq, a predicted model, not a curated record
GUGGGCGAUACUGCAACAUUUGGUAUCGAUCCGAUACCAAGUAAAUACAGGGCCAGUAUUGCCGAUUCCGAUACUUUUUUUGAAAGGCCUCUGCCAGUGACUUCUGUCUCGGUGCCGGGGGGGUCUGGUUGUGGUUUGGGGAUUUCCCUCCUCCCUCUGUUUACUUUGCAGCUUGGAGUUCUCUUUUGGGUGUGUUUUUAGAUGUUUGUAUACAUUUGUGGUGUUUCCUCAGUACCUUAUUUGUUUUCUGCAAACAUUGUAUUAUUUUGGACUGCAGCUGUAAAAAAACACCAAUCGGCCGCUCCUCUUCUUCUCUGCCAUCAUGCAGCCAGCAGUGCGGGGGGGGGGCAGAGUGAGCAUGAGCGAAGAGAGUGAGUGUUUGCACAUGCACAACCUCGAUGAUUUAACGGGAGUUGUAUACUGAACGUAGUGAAGAAUAACUGAAACAUAUGUAUCGAUCUCAUCACGCAAGUAUUGAUCAAUACCAUCGAUAUUUUAGAUCGAUCCGCCCACCACUAUAGACAACGACAGACUUAUUUGUCUACUGGACUUCGGCACGGUUUCACUUGAUACUGCCGACUGGAAAGAUUUAGCCAGAAAUUACUAUGGAACUGACCGGAGAGCAGCUGAAAAUUACCGAGCAACAUCUGAAAAGAUAUUUACCUCGGUCACAACAGGUUUAUGGUUAUUUGGUCCUCAGAAACAGAGUCAGAUCAGACCCUGUGAGGGUUUUAGUGGACAGAUGGCCAGAGUUCAAUGUCAUUGUCUGCAAACCACAAUAUGAACAGAAGGGUGAUCUCUUCAAAGACACACUGGUUUUUGCCAAUGAUGAAGCUAUUCUAGAGGAAAUCAUAAGGAAGUCCUCUGUUAUUGACUGGACCCACGUCUUUUGUCUUGGAAUGAACCUUCGCCACAUGGAGAUAUUCAAAGCAGUGGCAUCAGAAAAAGACGUGUCCGGCAUCCAACUGGCAGUGUGUCACAUGAUGAUACUGGAGGAUGUAUCCAACCUUCCAUCUAUAGACAGCACAGGGAUCUCACUAAGCUCUCUGGAUGAAUCCCACGUUGGCUUGGUGAAUCAGACGUGGAAGUUUGGAAAGAACAACGAAGCUGUCAGGAUGAUCAGGAACAUGCUUGCAAACUUCCCCUCCUGCUGCGUGCUGGAUGAAGAAGGAAAGCCUGUGUCCUGGAUCCUGACAUAUGAGUCGUGUGCAAUGGGCAUGUUGUACACGCUGCCAGAGCACAGAGGGAAAGGCUACGCCAAAGUCCUGGUCAGCAGCAUGGUCAAGAAACUCCACGCUAAAGGCUGCCCAGUGUACUGCUUCAUAGAGGAGGAGAACAAGGUCUCCUACAAGCUCUUUAGAAACCUGGGCUUCAUUGAGGUCCCCUCAUACAGGGAAGCCUGGUUUCAAUUCAAUGAUUAUUAAAUACCUCAAAGAAGAAGUCAGA